AAGCCCUUUGAUAUCCUCUUCUGCGGCUCCGACGCCUUCUCCACUGCUUCUCUUAAAGCCGUCCUCGAUGCGAAAGAUGUCUGGCGAAGUCUGACGGUGCUUGUCCCGCAUGAGAAGCCUGUUCGGGUCAAGGGAUCCAUCACGUCUGUUCCAUGUGCCCUGAGCGAGUUCGCAAGGGAAAGCGAUAUCUCAGUGUUUCAGGUACCUGCGAGCGGUAUCUCCGCCUACGAGCUUCCAGAAAAACACCUCCACCCCUCACCCACCUCCCUCCUCAUCACCGCCUCCUUUGGGCACAUUCUCCCCGACACCUUUCUAUCCCAUUUCUUACCCACUCAUCGACUGAACGUCCACCCAUCACUCCUGCCUAGAUGGAGGGGCGCAGCGCCUGUUCAGUGGACUAUCGCUUCAGGGGACAAGGAGACGGGCGUGAGUGUACAGAGGCUGGUAGAAAGGGGGAAAGGGAUAGAUUCGGGGGAGAUCGUAGGGGUGAGGGACGGAAUCCCGGUCCCCGACGAUGCUACUUAUCAUUCGCUCCUUCCCUCACUGGCGGAAGUGGGCGGGAAGGUUCUGGUGGAUGUCCUGCGGUCUAUGCAGAAAGGCGAGAUCCAAGGGCCGACCCAGGAUCCAGCUCUGAUCACGCGGGCACCCAAGAUUAACGAAGAAACAGCCCGUAUACGCUGGACUGAGCAGUCGUCAGAGGUGUUGCUCCGCCUUUCCCGUGGGAUCUCACAUCAGAUACCAUUAUGGACCAUCUUCGCGGGACAAAAGAUCCAACUCAUCGAGAUCGCCUCUUCGGGUUCCUCGCCUGCCUUCGCAUCAAGUGCGGAGGUGUUGGCCGGUACAGCCGUCCUGGACCGGAAGGCGCAGGUGCUCCGUGUUGCCUGCGCAGGCGCGGGGGCGGACGGAACGGAUGUCAGCUGGAUAGCGGUCACUCGUGUCAAGCCGGCAGGGAGGAGGGCGAUGGGGGUCAUGGAGUGGUGGAAUGGCUUACCGAGGGAGGUACGGGCGGGGAAGUACAUCACGCUC
Dioszegia hungarica is the source of this 1026-nucleotide messenger RNA. RefSeq names its product methionyl-tRNA formyltransferase. Lineage: Eukaryota; Fungi; Basidiomycota; Tremellomycetes; Tremellales; Bulleribasidiaceae. The transcript has 7 exons. Gene Ontology annotation, biological process: conversion of methionyl-tRNA to N-formyl-methionyl-tRNA; biosynthetic process. Gene Ontology annotation, cellular component: mitochondrion. Gene Ontology annotation, molecular function: methionyl-tRNA formyltransferase activity. The annotation marks the transcript as partial. The record is from RefSeq and is a predicted model, not a curated record.